This is a messenger RNA of Pieris macdunnoughi, 840 nucleotides long. Lineage: Eukaryota; Metazoa; Arthropoda; Insecta; Lepidoptera; Pieridae. The record is from the annotation of a GenBank genome assembly.
AUGACCGAUGUUGCUGUAGUGACGGGUUCUAACAAGGGACUCGGAUUCGCACUAGUAAAAAGGCUUUGUGAAAAGUUCCAUGGAAUUGUAUACUUAACAUCGAGAGAUUCAAAACGGGGGUUUGAGGCGUGUAAAAAAUUAAAAGAAAUAAAUUUAUCACCUCAAUUUUAUGAACUUGAUAUUACUGAUGAUAAAAGUAUAACAAAAUUUAUUACAUAUAUUAAAAACAAGCAUGGUAAAAUUGAUAUUUUAAUUAACAAUGCUGGAGUAUUAUUCCUGAAAGAUGCCCCAGAACCAAAGCUGUUUCAAGCUGAACAGACACUUCUAGUGAACUUUUAUUCUUUGGUAAACUUUACUGAAGCCAUGUUACCGUUAAUAAAAGACAACGGAACUAUUCUAAACAUAUCCAGUUCUUCUGGACACUUGUCAAGGAUACCGUCAAAUUGUAUUAGGCAACGAAUAAGUGCUCCAGACUUGACUUUACAAAACCUAAAAGAUUUAAUGCAAGAAUAUAUUGAAUGUGUAAAAACCAACACCGAGAAUGAAUUGUGGGGUUCUUCUCCGUAUGUAGUUUCAAAGGUAGCUGUUAACGCAUACACCUUUAUGUUAAACAAAGCAUUAAAGUCGAAAGGUAUUCGGGUAAACUGCGUACAUCCCGGAUACGUCAUCUCUGACAUGACGCACGGAGCAGGCUCCGCGACUCCUGAAGAGGGCGCCGUGGUGCCUAUACAACUAGCUUUGGAUCCAGAAAAUGGUGGUUUAUAUGUCUGGCAUGAUGGGACACUGGUUCCAUGGGACGGACCAGAUCCACGAGGAUAUAUUGAUAACAUUCAUUGUUAA